Culex quinquefasciatus (southern house mosquito) is the source of this 848-nucleotide messenger RNA. Its product is annotated as anionic trypsin. NCBI's taxonomy places the organism in Eukaryota, Metazoa, Arthropoda, Insecta, Diptera, Culicidae. Gene Ontology annotation, molecular function: serine-type endopeptidase activity. The record is from RefSeq and is a predicted model, not a curated record. The transcript has a single exon. Bases 10 to 801 code for a protein of 263 amino acids. Gene Ontology annotation, biological process: proteolysis.
AGACAAACGAUGGCACCUCUCCUAUCCGCGUUGGUCCUCCUCCUGGCAGCAACCGCCGCCGUCCUGGCCAAACCGACCAGCAAGAUCGCGGGCGGCGUUCCGAGCGGCGAGCACGAGUUCCCGUACCAAAUCUCGCUCCAGCUGGACGGACGCCACUUUUGCGGCGGUUCGCUCAUCUCGGACCGCUUCGUGCUGACCGCUGGCCACUGCACGGGGGCGCUGCUGUCCGGGUUGACCGUCGAGGUCGUCGCCGGAGAGCACGACUUUAGCGCGCCAAGCGAGCACGCUCAACGGCGGAUCGUGGACGAGUUUUGGGUUCACGAGGAUUACGUGGUGGGGAUGGUGGCGCCGAACGACGUGGCGGUUCUUCGCGUGGACCGGCCGUACGAGCUGAACGAGUUUGUGGGGUUGGUUCAGCUGCCGGGGAAGAACGUGCUGCACGACGGAACUUGCGUCAUAAGUGGCUGGGGAUCGGUUUCGUUCAACGCCUAUCCGAUCUACCCGGACGUGCUGCAGAAGGCCUAUCUGCCCAUCAUGGACCAGGAGCAGUGCGUGAAGAUUUGGGAGGGAGGACCGGUGGCGGACAGCAACGUUUGCGCCGGAACGGUCGAGGGAGGCACCGGAGUUUGCUCGGGAGAUUCCGGCGGUCCGCUGGUGAUGGAGGGCCCUGAACACAAGGAACAGGUCGGCAUCGUUUCCUGGGGAGGAGUCCCGUGCGGAGGUCCCAACAACCCGGGAGUGUUUGUGCGCGUGUCCUACUUUAUCGACUGGAUCGAGAACAAACUUGCCCGCAAGGAUUAGUGAGAUUUAGAAAAGUGAAUAAACCGAAUUGAUUUUUGUCAAAACUA